Molecule: messenger RNA, 1299 nt
Organism: Cavenderia fasciculata
Lineage: Eukaryota; Evosea; Eumycetozoa; Acytosteliales; Cavenderiaceae
Exons: 5
Coding region: 1-1299 (432 amino acids)
Biological process (GO): cell division; DNA replication initiation; mitotic DNA replication checkpoint signaling
Cellular component (GO): nucleus
Molecular function (GO): DNA replication origin binding; ATP hydrolysis activity
Source: RefSeq, a predicted model, not a curated record
AUGAGUAUAAAGGAUGAAGAUGACUUUUUAGUAGAGUUGGUCAAAGCCUUUUCAUUGCAUACAUCUAUUUGUCAUGACAAUAUGGUGCCUGCUAGACACAAGGAAGAAAAGUUUAUUAGUGAUUUCAUAAGUGGUUGUAUAAAGACUAAUCAAGGAAGUGCUCUUUAUGUAUCUGGACAACCAGGUACUGGUAAAACAUUAACUGCUUUAAAUAGAAUAAACUCUAUUCCUAAAAGGAAAUGUACAACUUUAUUUUUCAAUUGUAUGGGAAUGCAAGACCCAGCAAACAUAUAUACAGAAUUACAUAAUACACUAUGUAAACCAAAAAAAAAGAAAACACCUGGACAAAGUGAAAUGGUAUCCAAAAUUCAACAAACAAUUUGUGAUCCAGAAGAAUCAAAAAUGUUUUGUGUAAUUUUAGAUGAAGUAGAUUCAUUAAUUUCAAGACAUAAUACAGUAAUAUAUAAAUUAUUUGAAUGGCCAUUUGAAGAGGAUUCAAAAUUAAUAUUGAUUGGAAUAGCCAACGACUUGGACUUGUUGGAGAAAUCAAUGCCAAGAUUAUCAAAGAAACAAAAGAAACCUGCACAUUUAAAUUUUGAAGCUUACAAGUCGGAUCAGAUCUAUCAAAUUCUAAAAAACAGAAUAGAAAGUGUAACAGACGACUAUGAAGAUGCCUUUCAAGAUGAAGCAUUACAAUUUAUUGCAAAGAGAAUAGAAAAGAGACGUGGUGAUAUUAGAUUGGCAUUGGAGAUUUGUAGAACUGCAUUGGAACAAAAAAGAAUAGAAUUUAGAGAAGAUCCAUCAAAACUACCAGAAAGUGGUAGUAUCUGUACUUUGGAUGAUGUAUCAAAGAUUAUGGAUUCCUAUUUUGAUAAUUCAUUUCCUGAUACUAUUAUUCAAUUACCUCUUCAUUCUCAACUUUUAUUAAUUUCUUUAUUAUCAUGUCCUUUGGAAAUGAUUUUUACUAUUUUACACCAAAAUUAUAUAUCAAAUUGUAAAUCGAUUAAUAUCAAACCAGUAAAUAAGAACGAAUUUUUCGAUGUUUUUAGUUCAGUAUCAUCAUGUGGAUUAGUUAAUAUCCAAGACGUUAACAAAGAAGAAACAAAAAGGAAAGUCUCUUUAGUUUGUGGUGUUUCUGAUGUUGUCAAUACACUCUUUAGAAAUCGUCUUUUACAACCUCUUGUUGAAGGUUUUAAAAAGGAUGAUAGUGAUGACGACGAUGAUGAUGAUGAUAUUUCAUUAGAUGAUCAAGACCAGGACAAAGACGAAUCUACGCAAAUGGAAGAAGAUGACAAAUAG